This is a messenger RNA of Gaeumannomyces tritici R3-111a-1, 3745 nucleotides long. RefSeq lists its product as hypothetical. The coding region runs from base 89 to 2623 and encodes 844 amino acids. The transcript has a single exon. The record is from RefSeq and is a predicted model, not a curated record. NCBI's taxonomy places the organism in Eukaryota, Fungi, Ascomycota, Sordariomycetes, Magnaporthales, Magnaporthaceae.
UAUUGCUCUACCCUCCGUGCUUUCGUCAUCCCCAGCUUUCGAACUAAAGAAUUAAACCGAAACCAAUAUCGUACUAGCAGUCCACUCGAUGCUCGAGAUGGAUACCGACACCGAUCGCACUCAUGAACAGGGGAAGCAAACAACGAUGGAGACAAACCGGCGCUUCAUCCAGCCUACCAAAAACCGUUCGAAAGCAAAGACGCCCAGACCCUCAUCCAUCAUCCCGCAGGAGCAAGGAAGGGAGCCGCGGGGCGAGAACCAAACCGUCCCCGUCAUCAGACCCGAAAGCCAGAGUCCUGGGAAGUGUCCAAACGACCACCGGUACACAGACACCAGGUUGGCUCCCACCGCCACUUGGAGUCCCGCCAAGAUGGUUCAUGCUAGGAAGAUGGCUCUAUUCAAUAUGGCCCCUCCACCCGGGUCCCCGGCGACGCCUGAGAAGGGGAAGCGAUUGCGCUCGACGACGCCCGAGCGGCUGCCCCGCCGCGCGGGCGUCGAGUCCGCUCGGGCCACGCGCGAGCCCGACGCCGCGGCGCCUUCGUCGUCGUCGAGCUCCUGCUCCACGAUUCCGGAAAACACGUACCACAGAGACGGCGCGCCCUUUGCGAUACGCGGCAACCUCCACGGCCAGGGUGACCGCAAGAUCGGAGGCGCCGCCGCUCGUCCGCGUGCGAGUGUCCCGUUCAUCUAUGAUGAUGACGACGACGACGACGACUCGUAUGCGACUUCGUCGACCGAUGAGGGUCAACCUGAGGACGAGCGUGAGGAGAGCGUUCUCGCCUGCGACGGCGACGGCGAGGGCGAGGGCGAGGGCGAGAUCCCCGGGCCCAACAGCGAGCCCUCGGGCAGAAACGGCUGGGAUGGCGUGGGGCGUCCUCCUUUCGAUAACUUGUCCAAGGAGGAUGAGGAAAAAGCCGCCAUGGACAUGGAGGGGAAGAUUAGGAACGUGUGGAGGGGACGCGAGGCUGAUGUUGCUUUGAGCGCAUUUACUGGUGAUUACAAAGACCGCGUCAUCACGCUCAUGGCAAGAGGAACGCCGCCGGCUUUCGUCACCGUGCCGGCAGCCCAGUUUCUGGUACGCCAACUGGGAACAGCCUCGUUCAAGCGCUCCUAUGCCUGUCGGCACCCGGCCUGGGCGAGGGCGUACAGCGCCCUCAAUCCCCGGGCACCCCGGGGGAUGCGCAAUUGGAUCCAGCAAGCCAAGACUGGCGAAAGCCAGGAGCCAUUAUACGAAGAGGGAGUGAAGCGGAACAACGGCCGGCAUUGCCCCGUCCCACGCUUCCCUAAAGGAGCCAAAACUGACCGUCAGACACUUUGGGAGUUGACUUUACUCACAAUCCUCUGUCGGGCCCUCGAAUCAGCAAACCCGAGCGGCCGAAAGAAAUCCCGAGUUCAUAAGCAAUCUUUGGGCAAGACCCGCUGGCUCGAAAAUGACCCCAUCAAUGGGUUGGGUCGCGUGAGACCGGCCGAUCGAAACUACGGGAUUCUGCAAAGCUCCCCUGAUUGGGUGAGGUUCCUCAACCACAUACCCGAGGGCAAGCUGGGAGAGCCACCGCGCCCUCCCCAGGGGGCCACAACACCUUCAGCUCCGAGCCCGGGCAUCGAACCCUCGCCGCAGCCUUCAGAGACUUCGCACCGGCCGAAACGCGCCGCCACCAAGCCCUGCGCUAUCGAGGACUGGCCCCAAUCAUGGGGACCCGAGGCGAACGGCGACGACGACGGAGACUGGCGUCCCGAACCUGAGACGCGGGUUUCGGUAUCCUUUCGCGGACAGCCACGCGAUGCCAGUACGUCCGUCGAAGCCCAGCGUUCGUCGCGGACUUUGGCCACGGGGGCGAGUGGCGCUGGCAGGGGCCGUGGCCCAGGGAGUGCGUCUCCAGUCGCAAACGACUCGGCGAGCGACGGCGGCGGUCCCAGUAUCGAGGAGCCUUCGCAGCCCACCCCGCCGGCGACCGAUCCCGACAGCUCCUGUCUUACCGCAGAGGUUUCGACUCCGACACCAAACAACGCAGAGGACCGCGAAGACUCGGGAGUCGACGCUACGGCGCGGCCUCGGGCGGCCGGGUCAAGGCCACAGAGGGGAGCGAGCGAGAAGAGUUACGACGGCUGCACACGACCGCCAACCACGUGCGGCGCUUUGGGAGAGGUGCAAAAGGCGGUGGAAAGGGCACAGAAGCACUCGAAAGAAGCCAUGACUGGCACCGGAAAAAUGGCGUCCGCCGGGGCGAGGAAAGAUUGGGCCAAGCUGGAGCACGCCGUCGGGAACCUGGAGGACCCCAUGGAGAGCACGCAGGCGGCGCUGAAGGAGGCGGUGGGCGCCGCCAAGGCGGCCUGCGGCGGGGACGCCGACGCCGCGCGGUCGGCGCGCAGGGUGGUGAGCCGGCUGGAGGCGGCGCAGGCGCGGUCGAAGGAAGCGCAGGACGCCCAGAACGAGGCGGCCAGGGUGGUCUGGAAGCGGAAGCCCGAGGCGACGCGGCCUGUCACCGUGCGGCUGGUCGAGCUCGUCGAGGGCGUGGACGAGGCUCUGAGGGAGGUGAUGAACGUUCUGGCUGCGGGGCCGAAGCGCAAGGCGGGUGACGACGGGGGUGCUGCCACGAAACGGUCGCGAUCUUCAGCGAGUUGACGAACUGCGUGUAAUUAUCCCUUGCCGGACUGUAUCCCUUGCGGAAUCGACGCGCCCAACUGGGGUCACACACUUGGCCAUCUCCAAUCCGGUGACCUCGUUACUCGCUCGCGCAGGCGUUGCGUCAAUUAAAUGACACCCUGCACGCCAUGGCUUCUAGCAAGCGCAGGGUUGUGUUGAAACCGGGAUGUUGGCAUGUCGAACGACGAUUGGGCUUUGUGGUGCAGAAAGUUUCCACGACAGGAAUUCGGUCUCCAUUUCAGACCAAUGAGGCAAGAGCCCAGAAACAAUCCCCGGCAGAUGAGGAGCCGAGCGAGCAGUUGGUGGGUCGUUGCAGCCUGUCCGAGGGCAAAUUAGCCCACGACAGAUUCCUCAGUGCUUUCCGAUCAAGCCAAUCAAGUCAAGCUCCAGUGUGAAAUGCACUGACCAGCGCAACACCGCCGACCCGAAGCUGCGGUAUCAUGGGGCAAUGACGGGGCCAGGGCGGGUCUCGACCGCGGAAACAUUGCGCGCCAACGCGGACGGAUUUCGAGGACGGGAGGGGUAUUUUGUUUUUCUUCGCGGACGAACGUGGCGGACGAACUUCCGGAAGAUUGCACUGCCCCGAGCUGGCUCGGCGAUUCCUCCUUCCUGCUUGCGGCUAGCGUUGGCGCCAUGGGGGAUUCGGAAGCCCGCUCAAGCGGCAUCCUGUGCGCGUGCGUGCCGAGACACACUUUUCGGCUGGGGCACCCAUAACGAACAACAUCUUUGUCGGACACAUUAUACUUCCCGGCUCCUGCUCCGUCGGGUUGACGUGAAGCCAUUGCUGAUAGCGCCUCACAGCCCCGGGUAUUAAAAGCCCCUGACCUCAGCCAGCGGUGGGUGAGCCUCGGGGACCCGACGGGCAAUCGGCAUCGCCACGAGAAUGAUGUGGCAAAUCAACAACCACCAGGAACAUUGGGAAUAGGGCAGCUCGCUUCUUUGGGGAUAAGGCCAGCAGCUGAAAAAGGAGCUGAAAAAUGGAAAGAAUGGAAUGAGUUGCUUAGCAUAGCACACCGCAAUGGAAUGAAACCCAUAACGGACUUCGAAGAUCCGGCGAUAACGCUGAAAAGACAGUCGAGAGUAAAAAAAAGGAGCAAGAAG